CAAUAGUGUCCAGCCAUGACCGGCCGAGGGAGGGCAAGAUCACGAGGAAGGGCCCGCAGUCGGGAAACGCCUGCUCCUGGGCCUGAGAAGCCCGAUGAGCCUGGCCCCAUUGAGGACCCGCAAGCUGAAGCAAAGGUUGGCAGAGGAAGGCAAAAAACUACUCCAGGCCCCUUUACUGAAGGAGAUCUCCUGCAGAUUUCAGCGGGAUUUCAACAAGUGAAGAUUGGUGAGCGUGGCGGCCAUCGUCGAGAUUUCAAUGAUGCUGGAAUCAACACCAGGCAGGCCAUGGAGCACGUCAGAGAUUCCAAAUCUGGAACAUCUGGACGGGCCAUUCUGCUCUCUGCAAACUAUUUCCGUAUCCUGUCCCGGCCUCAAUGGGUUUUAUAUCAGUACCACGUGGGCUUCAAUCCUCCAAUGGAGUCUCGGCGCCUCAGAUAUGCACUUCUCUUCCAGCAUGAGGAAAUCCUAGGCUCAGCCAGAAGUUUUGAUGGAGCAAUACUUUUUCUGCCUCACAGGCUGCACAGCAAGGAGACUGUGCUCUACAGUGAGACCAGGAAUGGAGAAAAUGUUCAAAUAACUGUGACACUGACCAAUGAGCUGCCACCAGUCUCACCUGUGUGUAUCCAGUUUUACAACAUCAUUUUUCGAAGGAUUUUGAAACUGCUAAAGAUGCAACAGAUUGGAAGAAACUACUACAACCCAAAUGAUGCUCUUGACAUUCCAAGGCACAAGUUGAACAUAUGGACUGGUUACACUACCACUAUCUUGCCAUUUGAGUCUGGCAUCAUGCUGGGCACUGAUGUGUGCCACAGGGUUCUUCGUAGUGAGACUGUGCUUGAUUUCAUGACCAAUCUCAAGCAGCACUGUCCUGCUCAUCGUUUCCCAGACAUCUGUACCAAAGAGCUUGUUGGUCUGAUCGUCCUCACAAAGUAUAAUAACAAAACCUACAGGGUUGAUGACAUAGCAUGGGAUCGCACACCCAACAACACUUUCAUGAAGGGAGACACUGAGAUUUCUUUCAGGAACUACUACAAUAAUCAAUAUGGUAUAAACAUCCUUGAUGGCAAUCAAGUGAUGCUUGUCAGCAAUGUAAAGAAGAGGAUGGGUCCUAGUGGAGGCCCUCCUCCUGGACCAGCCAUGUUGGUCCCAGAACUUUGCUACCUCACAGGACUGACUGACAAGAUGAGAGCAGAUUUCAGCAUCAUGAAAGACUUGAGUGCACACACGAGACUGAACCCUGAAGACAGACAAAAAACGCCCUCAACAGAUUUAUUAUGAGUGUACAGAAGUAAAAAUGAUGAAGCACAGUCAGAGAUGGACAAGUGGGGCCUCAGCUUUGACAAACAACUCAUCCAGCUGAAUGGCAGGGUGCUUCCUGUAGAGAGGAUGUUCCAGGGACAGAGAUCGUACGAGUAUGAGCCUUGGUCAGCUGACUGGGCCAAAGAGAUGCGUGGAAUACCUCUGAUAAGCUCUCCUCCACUUUCCAACUGGUUGUUGUUUUUCACACGACGCAACAGCAAUGAAGCCCAGGCACUUCUGCAAAGUCUUGGGAAAGUCUCUGGUCCACUAGGUAUUCGUGUUCAGCGUGCUGUGAUGAUUGAAUAUGAGGAUCAUCAAGAAUCUCUGCUCCGAGCCCUACAGCAGAAUGUGACUCCACAAGUACAAAUGGUUGUUGUGGUUCUCUCCAGCAACAGAGCAGACAGGUAUGACACAGUUAAGAAAUACCUCUGUGUGGACUGCCCCACACCCAGCCAGUGCGUGAUGGGUCGCACCCUGAGCAAACCGCAGGGGCUGAUGUCUGUGGCCACCAAGAUUGCACUUCAGAUGGCCUGCAAGAUGGGAGGAGAACUGUGGAGCGUGGAGAUUCCUCUUAAGCAGCUGAUGAUUGUGGGCAUUGAUUGCUAUCAUGACACCACAGCGGGAAAAAGGUCAAUUGGUGCUUUAGUGGCCAGUCUGAACCAGAGCAUGAGCAGGUGGUACUCGAACUGUGUCUUGCAGCACAGAGGUCAGGAGAUCAUGGAUGAGCUCAAGAAGUGCCUUUGUGGUGCUUUGAAAGAAUACCUGAAGUUCAACCAUUGUCUGCCCUCUCGUAUUAUUCUGUACCGAGAUGGGGUAGGAGAUGGCCAGCUCCACAGUGUCGUCAACUAUGAAGUCACACAGAUCAUGGAGGCGAUCAAAUCUAUGGGCCAGGACUACACGCCAAAGAUCAGUGUGGUGGUAGUGAAGAAGCGCAUAAGCAGCAGAUUCUUUGCGCACAUCAAUGGUAAAGUGUCAAACCCUCCACCGGGCACAGUUGUUGACUCUGAUGUCACCCGCCCAGAGUGGUAUGACUUCUACAUUGUGAGCCAAGCUGUCCGUCAAGGAAGUGUCUCCCCAACCCAUUACAAUGUUGUGUAUGACACUAGUGGACUGAAGCCUGACCACAUGCAGCGCCUCACCUACAAGUUGUGCCACAUGUACUACAACUGGCAGGGAAUCAUCAGAGUGCCAGCUCCAUGCCAGUAUGCUCAUAAGUUGGCCUUCCUUGUGGGACAGAGCAUUCACAGGGAGCCCAAUGUCAAACUUGGCAACCUGUUGUUCUACUUGUAGAUCACUAGACUGCAUUCUUGGUUUGUUUUACAUGUU
Messenger RNA from Periophthalmus magnuspinnatus, 2625 nucleotides. RefSeq names its product piwi-like RNA-mediated gene silencing 1 (gene piwil1). Lineage: Eukaryota; Metazoa; Chordata; Actinopteri; Gobiiformes; Gobiidae. Gene Ontology annotation, molecular function: protein binding; piRNA binding. Gene Ontology annotation, biological process: regulatory ncRNA-mediated gene silencing. Gene Ontology annotation, cellular component: P granule. The transcript is spliced from 20 exons. The record is from RefSeq and is a predicted model, not a curated record.